AUGACAUUGGGUGAGAAGUUGUCGGAUUUCUUGCUGGCGCUUCUGCCCAGCUUCUUCCACCAUUAUGUCGUUGACCUGCCAUACAAAUCAACUCGCAUCUCUCCUACCGCAUGGCUAGACGGCGCACGCGGAUGGGCAGCUUUCUUCGUUUUUCUUCGACACUUCGAAUUCGCCUACCACAGAAAGGGUGCCAUUGCAUACGGCACGGUCAAGGACCCGAAACACCCAAACGAGAAUCAUCACUUGCUCCAAUUACCGAUAAUUCGACUUCUGUAUAGCGGAGAGGCCAUGGUGACCAUCUUCUUCGUCAUCUCAGGCUACGCCUUGUCUCUCAAGGCUCUGAAAUUGACCAGAAAAUCAUCCCACGAGCAGCUGAUGCGGACCCUUGCCUCGUCAAUCUUGAGACGCCCAUUUCGACUAUACCUUCCUUGCCUUGUCUCGACACUUAUCGUUUUCUUCGCACUCCGCAUAGGCAUCUACGACGGGCCAAACUCCAUCGCAGGUCCCGAAGACACAUUCCGCAAGAUCUUCCUGGGUUGGGCCCAUGAUCCACAGCCUCUGAUAUUGCCUUCGUUCUGGGAGCAAGCAAAGGAUUGGGUAUACCAGACCGUGCGACUCUUCGACAUCUUCACACACAAACACUGGCCUGAUACCAGAUACGACGUACAUCUGUGGACCAUUCCUCAAGAGUUCCGAUGCUCCAUGGUCCUAUUUCUUACCAUCGCAGGACUGGCUCUCGUACGAACCAGGGUACGAAUGAUCGCUUUGGCUCUUUUCAUUGCCUGCGGCUUCCAAGCGGACGCGUGGGAAUUGAGCGCUUUCUGGAGCGGCGCUUUGAUCGCUGAGGCCAACCUCGUUCGUCAGGAAGAGAAGGACAGUCGUGUUAAGGUCGACCCUUUCUCCGACGAGGUUGAAGAGCCACGUAGUCCAUGGAGUGCCCUCGCCAUAUACUGCGGCUUUUCGUUGAGUCUCUUCUUGCUCUCGUACCCAUUCCAAGAAGCAAAGUCUGCUCCCGGCUACUCGACGCUGGCCAAACUCAUACCGCCUGGCUUGCGUAACGAAGAAGGCUACCGCUUCUGGCAUUGUAUUGGCGCCAUGAUCAUGAUUUACACCACUAGUCUCGAUGGCCUGCUUCAGUCUCUGUUCAACAAUAGCUUGAGCAGAUAUUUGGGAAACAUAUCUUUCGCUCUCUACUUGAUGCAUGGCUUCACGUUGAAAACCAUCGGUUACGUCUCUGUGUACGGAUUCUGGCAAUUCACAGGCAAGGAGACACCCUUCCAGUACGAAUCCGGAUUUGUGCUAGGGGGCUUGGUGGUGAUCCCCCUUACUAUUUGGGCCGCCGACGUCUUCUGGAGAUUUGUCGACCUGCCUAUCGUGAGGUUCACAAGAUGGUUCGAGCAGUCGCUCCUACCUUAUGCGAACGAGUCUACUGGCGACCCAUUGUUGAUCGAGAAGUCGCCCAGAGAACACCAACCUUGA
This is a messenger RNA of Aureobasidium subglaciale EXF-2481, 1479 nucleotides long. RefSeq lists its product as uncharacterized. Bases 1 to 1479 code for a protein of 492 amino acids. The transcript has a single exon. The record is from RefSeq and is a predicted model, not a curated record. Gene Ontology annotation, cellular component: membrane. Gene Ontology annotation, biological process: polysaccharide biosynthetic process. Lineage: Eukaryota; Fungi; Ascomycota; Dothideomycetes; Dothideales; Saccotheciaceae. Gene Ontology annotation, molecular function: acyltransferase activity, transferring groups other than amino-acyl groups.